This is a messenger RNA of Papaver somniferum (opium poppy), 1777 nucleotides long. RefSeq names its product aspartate aminotransferase, cytoplasmic-like. Gene Ontology annotation, molecular function: L-aspartate:2-oxoglutarate transaminase activity; pyridoxal phosphate binding. NCBI's taxonomy places the organism in Eukaryota, Viridiplantae, Streptophyta, Magnoliopsida, Ranunculales, Papaveraceae. Gene Ontology annotation, cellular component: mitochondrion. Gene Ontology annotation, biological process: amino acid metabolic process; biosynthetic process. The transcript is spliced from 12 exons. The record is from RefSeq and is a predicted model, not a curated record. Bases 16 to 1395 code for a protein of 459 amino acids.
AAGAAAAAUAUUAAAAUGCGUUCACAGACGAAAAUUCCGGUUCCGUUAUCCGGCGCCAGCAACGGUUCUUCUCCAACUGAUCGGAGAUUAAAUACUCUCAUUAGACAUAUCGGAGAUACAUCAGUGGAAUCUCAAAACUCUAGUUCUAAUAUCUCAAUGUCUCCUACUGCUUCUUAUGGUGAUUCUGUUUUUGCUCACAUUGUUCAAGCUCCUGAAGAUCCAAUUUUAGGGGUUACUGUUGCUUAUAAUAAAGAUCCAAGUCCUAUUAAGUUGAAUUUAGGAGUUGGAGCUUAUCGAACUGAGGAAGGAAAACCACUUGUAUUGAAUGUUGUAAGAAAAGCUGAACAGAUAUUAGUUAAUGACAGGUCUCGUGUGAAAGAGUAUCUUCCUAUUACUGGAUUGGGAGAAUUUAACAAAUUGAGUGCCAAGCUCAUUUUUGGUGCUGAAAGCCCUGCUAUCCGUGAAAACAGGAUUACUACUGUCCAAUGCUUGUCUGGCACUGGCUCGCUGAGGGUGGGAGGUGAAUUUCUUGCAAGACAUUACCAUCAGCGAACAAUAUAUAUUCCACAGCCAACAUGGGGGAACCAUAUCAAAGUGUUUCAGUUGGCAGGGUUGUCUGUGAAAUAUUAUCGCUACUAUGACCCAAAAACACGUGGAUUGGACUUCCAAGGUAUGCUGGAGGAUCUCUCUUCUGCUCCAUCAGGAGCCAUAGUUCUUCUGCAUGCGUGUGCUCAUAACCCUACAGGAGUAGAUCCAACCCUUGAACAGUGGGAACAGAUCAGAAAGUUAAUGAGAUCGAAAGCUCUAUUGCCUUUCUUUGACAGUGCUUACCAGGGGUUUGCAAGUGGAAGCCUGGAUGGAGAUGCGCAGCCUAUUCGGAUGUUUGUAUCAGAUGGGGGCGAAUGUUUUGCUGCUCAGAGUUAUGCAAAGAACAUGGGGCUAUAUGGAGAACGUGUUGGGGCUCUCAGCAUUGUUUGCAAAUCAUCGGAUGUGGCUAGCAGAGUUGAAAGUCAGCUGAAACUUGUUAUCAGGCCUAUGUAUUCAAAUCCUCCCGUGCAUGGCCCAUCUAUUGUGGCUACGGUCCUGAAAGAUAGAGACUUGUACAAUGAGUGGACUCUAGAGCUGAAAGCUAUGGCUGACAGAAUAAUAAGUAUGCGUCAGCAACUAUUUGAUGCAUUACGUGCAAGAGGUACACCAGGUGAUUGGAGUCACAUUAUUAAACAAAUUGGGAUGUUUACUUUCACUGGUUUGAAUAAAGAGCAAGUUGCUUUCAUGACUAGAGAAUAUCACAUCUACAUGACUUCUGAUGGGAGAAUUAGCAUGGCGGGUUUAAGUUCAAGGACGGUGCCUCACCUUGCGGAUGCUAUUAAUGCUGCUGUGACCCGUAUGGGUUGAGCAAAACUUGGUAUCAAAUUGUGUAGGAUGCCUUUCGGAGGUUUGCUUUUUAAUUUUAUUUUUAUUCUCUGUUGCAAUAAAAAACAGCUCAACAAUUAGUGAUGUAAGCUGCAGUUCCUAAUUCGAUUGAAUCUCAGGUGAGAUAUUUGCCCCAUCUUUUAUAGAAAUGAAACUUACUAUGUGAGUUUUGUUUUUCCUUUUUCUCUUGGAAGUCGAGGAUUUUAAUAGAGUGGACUAACAAAAUGGACUCUUGUUGGAAGACCAAGUUUUUUGCUUUGUCCUUCUUUUUUGUUUUGCUGAAUGGAAGAUGAGUUUGUAAAGGUGGUAUGCCCAUAGAAGGCAGCAAAUGCAUAUGACAAUAAAACUUGAGAAAAAUUAAUAA